Molecule: messenger RNA, 4188 nt
Organism: Plasmodium knowlesi strain H
Lineage: Eukaryota; Apicomplexa; Aconoidasida; Haemosporida; Plasmodiidae
Product: ABC transporter B family member 2, putative
Exons: 1
Coding region: 1-4188 (1395 amino acids)
Biological process (GO): transmembrane transport
Cellular component (GO): membrane
Molecular function (GO): ATP hydrolysis activity; ATP binding; ABC-type transporter activity
Source: RefSeq, a predicted model, not a curated record
AUGGACGUUUCGAAUUACGAAUACUUACGGUAUCUGGGGAUACAAAACGAAAUCAAGAGAAGAAAGGUGCAAAAGAAAAUCAGCAUAUAUCAUGUAGUCGACCUUUUGAUCCUGGUCUUGCUGUUCUUGGGGUGCUACCAAUUUGAUGUCAAGCAAAGUUACCAAAACGAGAAGGAUAUGUUUUACAGUUUUUCCAAAUCAUUGGUGGAUUUAUUCUGCCUAAAUGUGUUCAGAAUAUUUUAUACCAUAGGAUUGGUUUUGUUUUAUGCAAGAAUAAGUGUUUUGAAGACCUUGGAGAAGGUGGAUUUCUUUUCGAGACACUUCACAGGAAUAUUGAUCAUCGUAAAUACCCUGAAGAUAAUAAAUUUAGAAUAUAACCUGAUCAAUGGGGUAGAACCAACAGAUCAGUACAAGUCCGUUUUUGUGGGCAUCGUCAGGGGAGUUAUUAUGUUGUACAGCUUGUGUUCCUCCAUUUAUUUUUAUUUUGCGCAUAUUCAGCUGUGCACCGUGAAAAAGAGAAAUAUCCUUGCGAAGGAUGAGUUGGAGAAAAUACUUGUGAAAGAGUUGAAAUGUAAAAAGUACCAAAUUUUUGGUGCAAAGGGAGGAAGUAAUUUGCAGGAGACGGACGCAAGUUCGAUGAAUAAUGAUUCUACUCCGACUGACUGUAAAAGUAUGCCCUAUUGGAACCAGCCGUACAGUAAACUGAGCGAUUCAGACGAUGUGUUCAAAAGCACAAAGAAGCAGAAGAGCUGGUGCAAGAAGAAAGUUGCGCAGAUGGGCAACACAUUCGGUGAAAAGAACGUAAAGGAGGCCCUUCUGAAGAAAAAGAACUACCUCCCCUAUAAGAAGAUAGAAGGAGGAAGUGUUAGUGUUAACGGUGGAGGUAGUGAUGGGAAGAAUGGCACUUCCUCUGGAUCCACGUUGCCACCCACCUCUAACACCAAUUCGAACAUAAGCUUCUUGGAGGACAAGCUGACGUACAAAGAAUUUAGCAACAUUCUUCUACCCUACUUGUGGCCCAGCAGGAGAGUAGACCAAAAGGGGAACAGCCUAAUUCUCCGCACAUAUGUUGUUAUGAUAUUUUUGCUCAUUGUCCUUUCGAAAGUGUUUAGUGUAGUGUGUCCAAUAUACCUAGGAUUGGCUUCGAACGAAGUGUUGAACAAGGACAUGAAGAAAUCCCUGUUCUACCUCAUUAUGUACGUUAGUUUUUUCUUCAUUUCAAAAUUUUUAAAAGAGAUAUGUGGGAUUUUAUAUUCACAAGUACAGCAGUCAGCUUUUAUUGAAUUACAGGAAUCCAUUUUCCAGAAAUUUCACAACUUAUCCUAUGAGUGGUUUUCAACGAAGAAUGCAGGUGGGAUCAUGCGCAUUGUGGACCGAGGAACUGAAAGUGCCAACGGCUUGAUGAACUCAUUGUUGAUGUAUAUUAUACCAGCCACUAUUGAAGGAAUUGUUACUUGUAUUAUUUUUGUUAUUAAAUAUAAAAAUAGCCUUCUAGGAAGUGUACUGUAUAUGGGUCUUACUCUAUACAUAUAUGCCACCAUAAAAAUAACGCAGUGGAGAAAGAAGAUAAGGAACAAAGCGAAUAAGAUGGAUAACGUCUACCAUGACAUUGCUCAUGAUUCUUUAAGUAAUUACGAAAAUGUAAAAUAUUUCAGCAAUGAGAAUUACGAAAUUAAAAGGUUUUGUAGUGCAUUGUCUAAUUAUAAUAGAUAUAAUUUAAAAAUCUUGAACAGUUUGGGUGUACUUAAUAGUAUACAGCAGUUCAUAUUAAAUGGUACUUUAUUUUUCACACUGUUUUGUGCUAUUCGUAUGAUUGUAAAUGACGGAGCGGACAGUGGCACUUUCAUCAGUGUGAUAGUGUACACGUCUAAUGUGUUUGCACCGUUAAGCAUACUAGGAACGCUCUAUGCAAAUAUAGUAAAAUCCUUUACCGAUAUAAGUGAUUUGACGGAUAUUCUGAGAGAAAAAGUAGAUAUGGCAGAGGAUUCUGACCUGGAAGCAUUCACCCUCACAUCACAUGAGAAGAAAUUUGGGGUCAGCAUUCAAUUUGUAGAUGUCAAUUUUCACUACCCAUCACAACCAAUGCAUAUGGCCCUCAAGGAUGUUAACAUAUAUAUACAACCGGGCACUACCUGCGCUAUUGUUGGCCACACUGGCUCUGGAAAAACAACCAUUUCGAAACUCCUGUACCGAUUCUACGAUGCAGAAGGAGAAAUAAAAAUUGGAGGAAGGAAUGUGACAGAGUAUACAAGGAAUUCAGUUAGAAAUAUCAUCGGAAUAGUUCCUCAAGACACCAUCCUUUUUAACGAAACAAUUCGUUACAACGUACUUUAUGGUAAGCUAGACGCAACAGAAGAGCAAUUAGUGGAGGCUGUAAAAUCCGCUCAGUUGUACGAUUUUAUUAUGUCUCUGCCAAAAAAAUGGGAUACUCUUGUUGGAGACAAAGGGGUGAAACUAUCCGGAGGAGAGAGACAAAGGAUCGCCAUUGCCAGGUGUCUACUGAAAGAUCCGAAAAUUGUUAUUUUUGAUGAGGCAACUAGCUCAUUGGACUCAAAAACGGAAUACUUGUUCCAAAAGGCAGUGGAGGAUUUAAGAAAAAACAGAACCCUAAUUAUAAUUGCACAUAGACUUAGUACCAUUUCGUCAGCAGAGUUAAUAGUGUUGUUAAAUAAAGGAAGGAUUGUGGAAAGAGGAACCCAUCAGCAUUUGCUCAAAUUGAAUGGGGAAUACACGGAGAUGUGGAAUAUGCAAUCUAGAUCGAAUGACCUUUUUACGGAUGAUAAUUUUUCAAAUGACGAUAAUAGGAGCGAUCCUGCGUUCACCGGGCAGAGGGCAGCAGGCAACACUGAGCGCGGGUCCGGUCGUGCUGGCAGAGCUAGCAGUGCAAGAAGUGCCUUCUCUGGUAGUGGGGAACAGGAGGACAACUACCGUAGCCGCAAGAAGGGGAAUGAACAUCUUGACAUGAAGAGUAUCAUAAAGGAAGCUGCGAGGGGUGCCAUCUUGGCCAGUCGUGCUAGCCGUACCGACCGUACCAGCAAGACGAAAGGUAGUAAAGCCAGCAGCAGAUGCAGCUUCAGCAAUACGGCCAGGAGUGUGGCCAGUGCAGGAGGUAGCGAUGUCAACAGAGUCGCCAGCAUGAACAACAUGAGUGGUAUCGCCAAUAUAAGGGACUCGACCAACGACAGAAGCAUCUUCAGCCCAAUCAAUGAAAACGUUAACAACGUACACGCGAGCGUCAAUGAAAACUAUAGCUCCAUAUACGAGACCAAGAAGGACAAUAUGGCCAGCAUUUUCAGGGGUAGUGAAGCCAGCAAUGACACUGUGCAUAGCAGCUGUGGCGACGACAGCAUGAAGAGUGGAAGUGUGCAAGGUGGGAGCGUUCGAGGGGGAAGUGUUCCAAAUGGAAGCGUCCGGGGUGGAAGCGUGCAGAGUGGAAGGAGAAGUGACCGUGGGAGCGCGCACAGCGGUAGGCAAAGUGAUACCGCCUCCAGCAUCAAGGUGAACGACACCGAGCACUUGAGGAACGAAUUGGACAGCAUGCGAAGCAGUAACGGGCAUAUCGAUGUGGCCAGCGUCAGUGUCGGCGAGGUGAACGCAGAACAGGUUAGCGUGGGCACCGUCAGCGGGGGGAACGGUGCAGUAGAUGGUGGGGAACACAUGGCCAUGGAAUCAGUAACCAGCGAGCAUAUUACGGUUGACAGGGGCGAUCAUAAUGGUGCGCCCGACAACAGUGCAUAUAGCAGAUUGCAUAGCGGCAACAGUCAAGUGGAUAACGACCCCAGCCUUAACUGCUACAAUAGUAGCAGCACGAACAACGACCUUGACGUACGUGGAGAGGAAAACAAUAUUAACAAUGACUCGAACACCUUCAGUGGCAGUGGAAGCAAUGAUAACAACAUCAGCACGAACGAUCUGGACAACCAAGACUACAACAAUGGCUUCCACGUCGAGUACCAAGUGGACGUAAAUGGUCCAGCCAACAUGCACAAUGAAGGAAGCACGUACGACAGGGCAGUUGCGAAUGAACAGGUGAACAUGGACGUAAUUGACUCGACAGCUGUGGACGAGUCGACGACUAACAACGCCGCGAUUACUACUAACGACCCCCCCGUCAGUUACGAUUACAAUACCACCGCGGUGGACUAUGACUAUAGUUGCGAUAACGGAGUUGACAACGAUGAUUAUUGA